GUUGAGUUCUACACGCACGUUACUUAAUACACCUUUGAUAAAAGGCUAAUCAUAAUAUCUGAUAAGUGAUUUUUACCAUAGUAUAUUGUGAUUUGUUGUAAUAUCAUAUAGUGAUUUGUUUUAGAAGACGGCAGUAAACGAGGCAUAGUCAUGCGCUAUGAAACAGUAUCGGACCGCUAUGCGGGGAAAUGUGUUUUUAUCACUGGAGGAACUGGUUUUCUUGGAAAGGUCCUUUUGGAGAAACUGCUGUAUGCCUGCCCUGAUAUCGACAGAAUAUUUUUAUUACUUAGGAAUAAGAAAAAUUUGAGCGCUGCAGAACGUUUAAAGAAUAUGCUGGAAUUACCGCUCUAUACAAGAUUGAAAAAAGAGAAACCAUCAUAUUUAAACAAAAUAGUUCCGGUGAUCGGUGACAUUUGUCUGCCUCAACUGGGACUGUCUACUAAGGAGGAAAAGUUGUUAAUAGAUUCGGUAUCCUUCGUAUUUCAUUCCGCAGCUACAGUUAAUUUUAAUGAUGAAUUAAGAAAAACAUAUAACAUAAACGUAAAGGGCACAGAACGAGUACUAGUGCUAUGCAAACAAAUGAAAAAACUUGAGGCAUUAGUGCAUGUAUCAUCAACGUAUGCAAAUACACAUCAAGAAAUUAUUGAAGAAGUUUUAUAUCCACCUCCUGCACCUACGUGGAAGGUCAAUGACAUAUUAUGUGAAGAUAGUUUUGACGUUGAAGAAGUACAGUCAUUAUUAGAUAACUAUCCCAACACAUACACAUUCACAAAAUCACUAGCUGAAAACAUUGUCGUCGAGAAGCAUGGGGGCGUCCCAGUAGUGAUUGUGAGGCCAUCUAUUGUUUCAGCAAGUAUCGAAGAGAUACCAGGGUGGGUUGAUAAUUGGAACGGCGCAUCAGCACUUAUGGCGGCGUUAGCUAAAGGAUUAAACCGAUCCAUUUUAGGUCACAGUUCCAUCGUCUUAGACCUUAUACCUGUGGAUUAUGUGACGAAUCUUCUCAUAGUUGCAGGAGCCAGGUGUCAAUUGAAUUCCGAGACACUUAUAUACAACUCAUGCAGCAGUUCUGAAAACCCAUUGAAGAUAAGUAAAUUUGCGAACUUGGUAAUGGAAGACAGUGUAAAACAUGGAUUCAAUGAUAUACCGUGCCCAAAUUUAAUAUUUACUCAGUCAAAACUGAUAUUAUGGGUUUUAACGGUGCUACUACAAACAAUUCCAGCAUAUAUUGCUGAUAUUAUUUUGAAGCUCUUCGGAAAGGAAGCAAGAUACAUUAAGAUCCAAGCGAAAACCUUAGUCGUGCGGAAUGCCUUGGAAUACUUCACAUCUCAUUCUUGGAGAUUCAGAUCAAAACAUACACAAGAAUUGUAUGCUGCGCUGUCUGAUAUGGAUCGAAAGAAAUUUCCAUUCAGUGCAGCUAGUAUUGAAUGGGAGAAGUACAUACCCACUUACUGUGCCGGGAUAAGAAAAUAUCUUUUUAAUCUAAAUGUUGAUUAUAUAUCAUAAGUUAAGUAAAAGUAAUUACACCGAAUUAUAGUUCUAGUAUUUGAGAAUUAUUAUAGAUAAUGGUUAUUUGUAAAGUUUAGCAUAAAGUUAAGUGGUGUAGCCAUUGCCAUUUUUGAGAUUAAAGGAAUAAAUUGUUUUAAGAAUACCUAAGAUCUUUAUUUAAAGCCUCAAACUUUCAAGCUUCGAUAUGUACUAGAUUAAAGCUAAUUAAUUGGCUAAAGAAAUAACAUUAUACAUAUAUUCGGAUAUGAGAUCUUUAAAGCGUACAUAGACUUUACUUACGUAAAACUUUGCUGAGUGUAAGCUUAGCAUUAUCUGUGAUUCCAUUUUUAUAGUCAUUUGACAGCAGAAAUUAUACUGAGCUUGAGCUAAGACAGCCCAAUGUAGAACACUCAGCUAAGUUUUCGUAAGUAAGGUCUGAGCAAAGUCAAAGUACGCUAAUUUUUAUUGAAGUAGGCGUUACUAUGCGGAAAUCCAUAAUUAUACAAAUGAUUUAAGUUUUCUUUAGUGUUAAUUCUGGCAUUCUGACAAAAGUCUCGUGCCAGAUUUUGGCGAGACAUCACGUCCUGAGGAUGCAUCGUGUAGAGGCGAAACCCGUGUCGAAUUGUUUAAAGACAAAUAUUGGCGGAAUUAACACCAAAGAAAACUUAAAUCAUUUGUCUAAGUACGCUUCAUAGAUCUCAGCCUUAGUUGUAUUUAACCUCUAAUAUACCAUCAACCCGGCGCGCCCGCAGAAGCUAGAUGCUGAGCUGUUUUGGCGCCAAUCCCAGCGCCGGCCACUUGAGAAGCUAUAUCCACUUGAGCUUACAAUAGUUGAGGUACCAUUAUGCGGUUUAUGUUACGGGUUGCUAGAUAAACAUGCUUGGUUAUUGUAAACAAAAAACGUGAUUUAUGAUAGAAUCGUGCUGUGAUAUUGCUGCGGUUAUCGAGAAUUAUAAUAUGAUUUAGCCAGAGUAUCGUACGGAGGCGGUAAAAUGCCUCAAUGUGCCUUUAAGAACUGCGGAAAUAGCUGUCAAUGAAAGGUUUUAGAAGGAUAUUCUUGCUUUGGGCUAAUAAGUGACAAUUUCUGUUCUAUACAUAAUCUUAAUGUAAUAUUAAUAGUAAUAAUAAAAGUAAUUAUUUCAGAUAAGUA
Molecule: messenger RNA, 2635 nt
Organism: Leptidea sinapis
Lineage: Eukaryota; Metazoa; Arthropoda; Insecta; Lepidoptera; Pieridae
Product: putative fatty acyl-CoA reductase CG5065
Exons: 11
Coding region: 151-1503 (450 amino acids)
Biological process (GO): long-chain fatty-acyl-CoA metabolic process
Cellular component (GO): peroxisome
Molecular function (GO): alcohol-forming very long-chain fatty acyl-CoA reductase (NADP+) activity
Source: RefSeq, a predicted model, not a curated record